AUGAGCAAGUACUUCGUCCCAGGUGUUGCACCUCUUCGCGAGGCGUUCCAGCUUGCAUCCCUCAUCCCACACCUGAAGCAAGCAGAACAAGAUGGAUUCCCAACCCCGAGGCACAAGGCCGGUGAGGAUUAUCCCGAGUUGACUGAGCCCUUGGAUUACCGAGUACAGCCGCAGGUGAACCUGGGCAAGCUCUUGGAGGAAUCCAACGACAACACCUUCAAAGCAAAGGUCACGAAGAUUCUGUCUACUUCGUUCGGAAAGUCCUCGUCCAACACGAAUUGGCUCGGGCCAUGUGAGGUGCGAAAGUACACGCUCAUCAACCCCAAGCUUCUGUUCAAAGAUCUCAUCAAGUGCGACUCCGUGCGGGAGUGGUUACAAGACGCAAUCGAGGACGGGGUCACGAAGGUGUAUUUUGUUGUCGGCUACUACACUGUUCUCGAUGCGACAAUACUUGACAGCACUCAACAGAGCUCUAACUACGGAGUGAAAACCGACGUCCCUGUGGGGGACAUUGUGACUCAUGGAGCGACCGCGCUUAUCCCUGGAAUGCUGGAUCUGGAUGUGGGCGGCUCUGUUGAGCACAAGGUUGGCCACACUACGUCUCGGGCUUCGUAUCUCCAGGGCGAGCGAGUAUACGCCUUCUGCUAUCGCAAGGUCAAGUUUAGCAUCUUCCCUUUGGGGAGCAGAGCGGCGUCCGCAAAACUCCAGCAAGACAACUGCUGGUCUCUCACGGCAGAUAACAGGGGCGAGGAGGACGGAGAAGACGACGAGGGUUUACAAGUUGAUCUAGAGGACAACGAAGAGGCUGGGCAGGACAUCUUUGAGGUCGCUGGAGAGGAUGAUUCCGAUUGA
Molecule: messenger RNA, 852 nt
Organism: Hyaloscypha bicolor E
Lineage: Eukaryota; Fungi; Ascomycota; Leotiomycetes; Helotiales; Hyaloscyphaceae
Exons: 1
Coding region: 1-852 (283 amino acids)
Source: RefSeq, a predicted model, not a curated record